Messenger RNA from Hemibagrus wyckioides, 10004 nucleotides. It is a transcript of the gene zfyve26, whose product is annotated as zinc finger, FYVE domain containing 26. Gene Ontology annotation, biological process: regulation of cytokinesis; mitotic cytokinesis; double-strand break repair via homologous recombination. The record is from RefSeq and is a predicted model, not a curated record. Bases 353 to 7918 code for a protein of 2521 amino acids. The transcript has 41 exons. Gene Ontology annotation, cellular component: lysosomal membrane; midbody; centrosome. Lineage: Eukaryota; Metazoa; Chordata; Actinopteri; Siluriformes; Bagridae. Gene Ontology annotation, molecular function: phosphatidylinositol-3-phosphate binding; metal ion binding.
ACCCAUGUGUUUAUUUUCAUGUCAACAUUAAGUUUAAUAUGGAACUGACGACAUAUAAACGUUAUCUCCUGUGUGUAGUAAAAACUCCAAAACAACACCAAAAAAAUACAAUAACAUUUUGCAUGUCAGAAUCUGGCAACCCGUAAGUCACUUCCUAAAUCAGCUGAUAAAGUCACGUGACCCCACUGUCAUGGCGGUAGAGAGGGAGAUCACAGGGAGGCGUAAGUAGAAGUAGGCUGUGGAAGCGCCGACAUAGGCUCACUUCUCGACAAAAAACAAGCCAUGAAUAGCUGUAGAUGAAUCAUCUGGAUGACCACACUCUAGACUGACACACCUGGGAAAGCGGGUCAUCAUGCAUCCGUUUGGCCGUGAGAAGGAGAACUCCGUGCAGGACCUGUUUGUCUUUUUCACUCAGUGUUUAUGGCAUGGCGAGUGGGAACUGGCCGCCGCUUGUGUCCAACAGCUCAGUCAAGCUGAAGGAGAAGUACCUCAGAGUCCUGCUGACAUCAUCAGCGCAAUUAUCGCACAACCGUAUCACCUUGCGUGGGAGACAGCAGGAAGUCCUCACAGACUCGCUUGGUUCUGGCUGCAGGUGCUGGAGAAACACUCGAAAGACAAGGUGUCUCUCUCAGUCCACAGAGAACUGGCCUUCUUGCUGAUUUUAGAGGAGCUCGGAGAGGAAGUGCCUCAUUCUGUACUAAAGGAGCUGCAUCAAGCCUUCCUGGAGUCCGAGCGUGUCGACUCAGCCUCCGUUUCUCCUCUGAGUGACUCCGCUCUCUCAUCCAUCCGCUCCCUCCUCUCUGAGCGCAGCCCACGUCUGACCCAUGCCUUGCUCCGCUUCCUAAAAUACGCAUCCAGCGUCUUUCUCCAGUAUCUUCUGGACCUCACACAGGAGAAGGAGGGAAAGCGGAGUGAGGCAUGGGCAGAGAAGGUGUGCAGUGCUUUGGCUCUGGCUCCAUGUACAGCGGCAGAGCUGGAUCAGCUGUGGGCGGGGCUUUGGAGGGAGAGGGAGGGGCCUCUGAGUGAGGAGAGGGUAAUGGGAUGCCUGCUACGACCUCAGGAUCACACACUGCUGCUGCGCUAUUGUGCCACAGCUCUGCGCCUCAGCAGGGACAGGCUGCUCCAAGAUGCAGCACACACACAGGUGGACUUACCUGAAGCAGAGAGGCUCAUGCUUGGUCUGUGUUGUCAUGGUGAUCGUCAUGCAGCUUGGAAAGCCAUCUACUUUGAGUGUUUGAGCAGUGGAAAGCACUUUCUGGAGCAGGUUCUGGUCACAGGGCUUGACCUCAUAAAGAAGGAAGAGUUUUCUAAACUGGAGGUGUUGCUUGGGGUGGAGUUUCAGCCGCUGUCCCGCCUCCUUCUUUUGCUUGGAUGGAAUCACUGCCAGAGCCUUGACUCGGCCCAGGGGCUCCUCAGGAUUCUGCACCAACAACAGGCCAAAGACACUGUCCUAAGCGAGACUGCCAAUGUCCUCUCCUCUCAGUUAAAGGUGUUGGAGUGGUGUGCUGAAAACAACCUGGAGAUCUCCCAUGAGGCUUUGCUGUCUCAGCUGCACAAUCUGGAUCAUCACUCUGCUCUCUAUGUGCUGCACUCACUGACUCCUCUGGCCAAGUAUGAAGAGCACAGAGUGCUGGAGCUGCUGCAGGCCGCAGGAGAGUGUUUGCCUGGAGACACUCAGAGCAGCUGUGUCCAGCGCAACAUCACCAUGUUCAGGGGCUUCUGUGCCAUGAAAUACGCCGUCUAUGCCGUGUGUGUGAACACGCGGUUCGGCUGCUCGUAUUUCGGUUUGGCGCAGGUACUACAGAAGGAACAGACUGAAGGUCACUCGUCCCUGUUUCAGCACUACCUCUCAGAGUGUCAGCUCUACUUGGAAGCAGUUCCUACCAUGUUUCGUUUGGAGCUCCUGGAGAACAUCUUCUCGCUGCUUUUCCUGUCCUACUCGGACUUUUCGCAGCCAAAUCGCUCCGGCACAGAGAGGAAACAGAGCAGCAGCAAUGAAGAGUACAGUAAAAGAGAAACGCAUGACGAGAAAACCGAGUCUUCUGCGAGUGUAAAGUCUGGUCAGAUGACGCAGAUCUGCCGCGGCUUCCUGCUGGACCCAGGUGCGAUGGAAGGAGUCCUCCGGCUCAUCAGAGAGGGACUGGAAGGUAUGUGUGCGCUCGGGAGGGCUCUGGAGGCCGAUGCGGAGCUGGCUGAGAGUCUGGGGUGCUCGGUUACGGUGGACACGUUCAGCUCUCGGUUACAGAAGCUUUCCAAACACACGUCCGAGGCUCAGUGGCGGCUGCAGAUCGUCACCACCAAUCAGGGGAAGGCAAGCGGUGGUCCGACUCUGCCCUGCCCAGGCAUUACGAUGACUCGCCCUCUGAGGCGUAGCAGCAGCAGCAGUGUUUCUGGUGUCAGGAAGAAGAAACGAUCCCAGCGCCAGCGCACUGAACGACGCCUGACCUCAGAACGACAGAACGGAGAGAUCAGCACCAGUACUUCAGACGGCAGUAGUGCCACCGUACCAGUGUGUGCAGAGUAUGAAGUGUGUGUGUGUGGAGGACCUCACAGCUGGCUUGUUCCCUCCAUGCUCUCCACGCCCGAGUCUCUCCUGAUCUCCUGCAUACGCAGAGGAAACUACGUGGAGGCUCAUCAGGUGAUGCUGAUGUUCGGGCUGGAGAACGCACCAUGCUCUGGGGAGCUUCUCUUCAUGGAGCGGUACCAUGAGGUUCUGUCUGAACUCGCUCAGGUUGAGCAGAAGAUCGAGAGCCAGUCUCUUUCUUCGUUAUCCUCCUCCACAGAGAGUCUGGGUUCAGUCGGAGUGACGGGACCGGGACGGAACCGCCUGGGCAGCAGCAGCAGAACCACUCUGCAGAGCAUCGGGAGUGCAGCAGCAGCAGGCAUGGCGUUCUAUUCCAUUUCCGACGUGGCCGAUCGCCUCCUGAGCUCUCCGUCUCGCCCUCUGGCCUGUCUGGAGGAGAACUAUUGGCUUUCUCACCCUCUCUCAGAUCCCUCAGACCCCCUGCGGCCCCUGCUGGAGGAGCUGAGUCCGUCUGGCAUGGCCGCUUUUGACCUGGCCUGCUGCCAGUGCCAGCUGUGGAAGAGCUCACGGCAGCUUCUGGAGACGGCAGAGCGGAGACUGCACAUCUCGCUGGAGAGUCGAGGCAUCACACUGGACCAAGAUGUUCAUCAUCCCGAAGGUAUUCGAGGUUUUCCUACUGUACUGCAGCAGAUCAGUAAAAUACUCAACAGAACAACGACCAGCAAAGGGCCACCUAAAUCAGAUUCAAACCGAGACGAGGUUGGAGUCAUUCCUCCGUUCGGCUGCAGUGCUCAGGAAGUUCUCCUCUGUACUCACUUGUCUCUCACGGAGGAGGCCAUCGCAGCCUGGCUCACGCUCGUCCAGCGCCUCGAGGUCACGCUGCAGACUCUGACCUCUGCCAUCGACAUGGCCGGGGAGAGUCAGACGGCCAGCUCUGUCCUGGCGUCUCUGUCUGAGCAGGCGGGCCUGAAGCAGUCCGAGCUCGACUUGCACCCGGUGCGCUCUGCUAUGAAACAGCUGCUGCGCUCACUGGGCCAGCUGUGUCCUUUCGAGCUGGAUGGUGUCACAUCGAGGCCAGAUUACAUGCGCAGCUUCCUGGAUUAUAUCAACAUGCUGGCGUCUGUCCUGGUGCGCAGCCUGGGCUCCGAAGAUCAGAGUGCGGUCGUGAAAUUGGGGAAUCCUCUGCUUGUGCUGCUGCAGUCGCCUCACCAGCUCCUCUCGUACCUGCUCUUUGACAGACAGGUCACACCUGACAGGUUACUGUCUCUGCUGCAUCAGGAGGGUCUGCAUGUAAACAUCCAGCAGGUCAUAGUGCAGCGCUGCUGUGAUCCGCUCCCUCUCUGCUUCCCUCCAUUCAUGAAGGGUGCAGGAGCUGACGGAGGAGCUUUCUGUCCAUCCAGCAUCGCUUCUCUCCUCCAUCAGCAAGCUCAGGAGCGAACUCUUCCCUUCGAACCGCCCACGAUCUCUGAACCAAGCUCGGAAUCUGAGGCAUCGGUUGAGACCAGCGUCUCUCCGAAUCUCUCCACCUCGCCUCCUUCUCCGUCUUCGACUUUAUCCUCAUCCUCAUCUUCAUCAGCAUCAUCCUCUGUGUCUUCUUUCCUCCUCACACCCUCUGCACUGUCGUUCCUGAAAUCCCGCUCUCCGCUCGUCGCCGUCCUGGCAUUGCUUGGUGCAAGUCGGGUGGAGAUGGCCCGUGUGGCCUCCUCUGCAUGGUCCGGACUACCUUCGUAUUUUCGAAGCGCUGCACGUAAAGAAGCUCCGCUAGACUUGGACCAGAUCUCCAAAGAGGCCGAAGCUUUGCUCGCGUCGUUUCCUAUACUCAAGGCCUUCCUGUUGGACAUGGCGACGCCCUUGCUGGGGUCGUCUCCGGACUCCGAGGAUGGCGUUGGGGCAGCUCUGAGCAGGAAGUCGGGCACAGUGUCCGUGCUGUUCUCCGGGUCUCAGGAUGGAGCAUCAGGUCAGACGUCGGUGGCUGAAGCUUUCCAGCAGGCUUUAAGUGCCAGAGACCUGAACCGAGCUCUGAGUCUGCUGGAGCUUUAUGCCCAAAACUGCAGCCAGAAGGAAGCGCUACGGGACAGACUGCUGGCCUGUACCACCCUGGAGGUAGAGUGUGGUAAAGAGCAGCUAUUCCGGGUGAAGGACUGGGAGCUGCGAGCCCGUGUGGUGUUGCAGGGUUUGGAGCGAUGGCCUCUUUACUGCUGCCUGGAGCUGCUGCAGUUCUGCCUCAGUGACUCCAGCCCAGAUCACACACUCACACCACAGCUGUGGCAGAAAAAACAGGAACUCGACAUGUACAACACGAUGCUGAGCCUCCAGCCUCCACUGGAAUGGCAGACAUGGCAGGGGUUGAAGGAGGAGUCGAGCAGGAACCCCGAGUCCAUGUUCUCCCUUUUGCUGCAGACACGGGAGUUUGAUUUGUGCGCUCAGUGGGUGCAGCUGUAUCCCGUAUCAGAGCAAUCUAAACUGCAACUCCAGACUGAACACCUGCUCCAUCUGCUGGAGAACGGCCAAACCGAGACAGCCUUCCAGCACCUCGAGAGCCUCUCUGAUUCACUGGAGGUUAGCGAGCGUGCACUAGAUCAGAGGCCUGGAUUGGCCGCCUGCCACUUCCUGUCCGAUUACCUCACGCUGCACUUUCAGAGCCGUAUGACGUCAGCACGUAGACGCCACAUACAUGCCCUGCACCUAGGCUCUAAGGUGCUGCUGACUCUUCCGGAAGCUUCUCGGCAGGCUUACUUCCAGCUGCUGGCGGACCCUUUGCUCAUGCUGGAGCAGCUGUUGAUGAACCUGAAGGUGGACUGGCUGUCAGUCGCCAUCUCGACCCUCCGGAACCUUUUACCCGCUCAGGAAGCAGGAAUCACCAACCUGGACAUCGACACGCUGCUGGCUGAAUACGCAAAGAAAGCCCUGGACUUCCCUUAUGCCCCCCGAGAGUGGACACGCAGCGACUCGGUGAUCAGCUUGCAGGACGCACUGCUGCAGUGUCCAGUUCAGGAAAGUGCACCACCGUCUUCUCCCAGCCGGACACCACCUCCCUCAUCAGGCAGCACUCCCAUGCAUACUCCAUCUAGCUCCGCCCCUGACCAAGAUAGAGGCUCGGGUGGGAAGAAGCCCCGCCCCUCAUCCGUGUUCACCCCUCCAGAGAAAACGCCGGAGCGUAAAGACUGGAUUCCUGACCACCAGAGGCACAUCUGCAUGGUCUGCCAGAGAGAGAGAUUCACCAUGUUUAACCGGCGGCAUCACUGCAGACGCUGUGGCCGCUUGGUGUGUCAUGCCUGCUCCAGCAGGAAGAUGGUGGUGGAGGGGAGUGAGGAGCCAGUGAGAGUGUGUGACCAGUGCUACAACUUCUUCCACACAGCUUCGGAUGAUGAGCUGGAGCAGGCAGAAGUAGCAGGCAGUCCAGGCUCGGCUGAGGGAACGUUAGACGGUGUCCUCUGUCUCCCUGAGAUUCCUCAGAGGCAGUACAGACUCAGUCCCAAUGCCGAAGAGAACCAGCAAAUACACAGCGAAUUCUACUACGAACAGGCACCCAGUGCAUCCCUGUGUGUGUCCAUCCUCACCCUUCACAGUGACCACGCCGUCUGCGGUCAGCAGCUGAUUAAUCAUUGCUGCUCGAUCUCACGCAAGCUGACCAAUCCUGAGGUGGAUGCUCGUCUCCUGACUGACGUCAUGCGGCAGCUCAUGUUCAGUGCUAAGCUGAUGUUUGUUAGAGCUGGACGCAGCCACGACCUGGCUCUGUGUGAUAGUUACAUCAGUAAGGUGGAUGUGCUGAAGAUCCUGGUCAGUGCUAACUAUAAGUACAUCCCGUCUCUGGAUGACAUUUUGGAAACGUCAGCAGUGACACGUCUGAGGAACCAGCUGCUCGAGGCUGAGUAUUAUCAGCUGGCUGUAGAGGUGUCCACUAAAAGUGGUCUGGACCCGAGCGGAGUGUGGCAUGCAUGGGGCAUGGCGCUCCUGAAAGCUGGAUGUCUGAGUGCAGCCCGGGAGAAGUUCGCUCGCUGCCUGAAAGCUCCAGUGGACAAAAACCAGCUGAACCUGGGGUCACGAUUGCUGCAGGAGAUCAUCCAGCACCUGGAGUCUACCAUCCGACUCACGCCGAGCACGACAAUCGAUGAUGACAUCCUGGCGUCUUUGACUGAGCUGGAGGAGGCUCUGCGCGAUCCGGCACCAGUGGACCGGACAGAGAGCCGGGGGCAGCGCUGUGGACACCAUCAGGAGUGUGUGUACUACCUGAUGGCCUACGGCACACACCUGAGCGUCAUCUCUUUCUACCAGCGUCACGAUUGCCUGAAGGACGCACUUGCAUAUCUCCUCAGCAAGGAGUGUCCAGAAGAGGUGUUUCUAGAGGGCAUACUCCAGCCGUGUUUGGAACGAGGCCGACUGGGCGUCCUGCAGGGGCUCCUGGAGACUCAGGAUGCUACGUUGGAGAGCUGGGGGCGGUACCUGAUGACAGCGUGCCAAAUGCUCCAGCGCAAGGGUUAUUACCACACCCUGUACCAGCUACAGCAGUUCAUGAUGGACCACGUGCGAGCGGCUAUGACGUGUAUCCGCUUCUUCACACACGGUGCUCACUCCUAUGUGCAGCUAGGCGAGCAGCAGCGCUGGCUGGUCCGUGCCAAAGAGCACCUGAGGGCCUUCCUACAGGAGCAACAGAACCGCCGCAAAACCUUCUCAUCUUCAUCGAUAUCUUCCUCUUUCAGGAAAAAAAUGAGCUCCAGUGACGUCUCCAGACACAUGAACACCAUUGUGCUGCAGCUGGAUGUGACACGUUUUCUACAUCGGUGUGAAAGCUCCUCUUCCUCCUCUAGAGUCGCCACAGGCCCCACCCCUACUGGCAACAGUGCUCCGCCCACUCUUUUUGGAGGAAGUUCCAUGAAGGUGGAUGUGGCCUGCAGGGUGAUGCUGGGGGGCAAAAACAUUGAGGAAGGGUUCGGCAUCGCUUAUCGAGUCAUACAGGAUUUUCAGUUAGAUGCUCUGGCCGUCUACAUGCGUGUUGGUCAGCGGUUGGUGUGUCUGCGCGAGUACCAGGCUGUUCGGCAGCUGCUGAAGUGUGUGAGCGAGUCAGGCACCGCCACCAAACACGACUGUGACACCAUUGUGCUGAACUGCGUCUCAGCCUCGGACAAAAACCCUGCUGACGCCAAAGAGUUGGAGGCUCUGAUUUUAGAGUCCAAAUCCACAGAGAAUAAAAUAAAAGCGUACCUGAUGUGCAGUAAACUGAGGGCGGCGUAUCUCCUGGCGGUGAAGCUGGACCCUGUGAAGGCGUGUUUGCUCGUGCAGGAUGUUCUCCAGGCCGCCGAGGUCUCCAGCGACGCUGUCAUGCAAGACAUCUGCCGUCAAUGGCUCUCAGAACACCAGAAGCCGGGGUCACGGCAACGCCACAACAACAGGUAGCAGGCGGCCUGAUUUCUGAUGGACCGUAGCUUUAUAAGGUGACUGCGGCUCAAAGCGCUGCUCUGCUCAAGUACUCGCGAGUUUGAGAUGCUGAGGGUGAAUGACUGGCGUGUCACGUGGUCAAGUCACAUGACUUUAUAUCCUUUAAAUCCAUAGCUACCCCCUAGCUGUUUAGCGUAAGGAGCAAAGUUUCUUUUCAACUGCAGCAUUACUUAGUAGGUGCAAUACUGUUAACUACAGGGUUAUAAAACUUAAUAAAAGCCAGUACAGAUGCAUCGUGGCAUCAGAUCCACCUAAAAACCACUCACAAUUUUCCUGCACCUGUCUGAAACCGAUGGACAUACUCUUAAACGAUCAGUCCAGCCAAAAAUAAAAUUCACACAAUUUCUCAAAAUUCAAGUCAUGCCAAAAUUGAAGGUUUAAUUCUAAUAAAGUUAAGGGAAGCUACUAGUUUACUUUCUUACAAACCGUUUGUAUGUGAAAAAAAGAAUCAGUAUUAAAAAAUUCGGCUAAGACUGUUUUUAGCGCUGCAACGUCUUUUUGUCCGAGUUUAUACAGUCUCAGAACCCACGUAAGCAGUGAACAACUCUACAAAGCAUUGCAGCUUCCAUUACCAUUAGCUAAACAUAUCUUUUCGGCAGCAUCCAGUAUUAGCCUCAUCUUAAUUUCCUACCUCAGAAAUGAAUAGGGCGCUUCCUUAUCGUUCCUUACUGAUUCCUCUUUGGUUCUUCAGUGUGUCCCCACAUGAAUUAAACCAUACAAAAUUUUCAUAUUCUACAAUAUUAAUUUGAUUAGUAUGUUCUGUAUUGAGACCACGUAUGUGAAAGUCUUCAUGUGGAAAGUCAUGAGCAUUCGUGUAUUGUCACAUUGUCUGUCCAAAACCACAUUUAAUUAUCAUGAAGUGCACUAUUAAGGGAGUGAAAAAUGCCAGUUUUAUAAAUUGUCUUUUUUGCAGGGUCUCAAGGCGGAGGAUAUUAGAUUCAGACAUGGGGAUAGAAUGUUUUAGUCAGCCAGCAAACACCAGCAGAGUUUAACGAAAUAUUCUGGCUAACAUGCUAACUGUACUUUACAAGAGUUCUGAAAGAUCUUUUUUUUUUUUUUAAAUCAUCUAUGCAGCUAGCUAGCGUGAGCUAACUGAAAAAUCAUAUUCUAGUCAUAUUCACAUUUAAAAAAUCAUAUUCUAGUCACUUACAUAACUUUACAUGAGCUAAUUUGACAGGAACUCUGACAGAAUAUUUGAAAUCAUAUCCUGUCUAGCGAACAUGUAGCUAGUCUGACACGACACAUUUCUGUGAGAAAUAUUAUUCUAGCUAGCAAGCUAACCUGGACCUGACAGGAUUUCGUCAUAAACUAUCCAGCUAGAAUAACCCAACAUUAUUUGCCAGGAUUUCUUAGUCAUAUUCUCAGUAGCAAGGUAGCAUGUGCUUAUCUUUCAUGCUUCAUUGAUAGAUAACAUAGUCAGGAUUUUCGGUUCUGCUCUAUAUAGUAAUCUAGGUUGUACAUAUCUGACAGGAUUUCUGAUACAGGAUCUUCUAGCUAGCAAGCUAACAUGGGCUCAUUUGACAGGAUUUCUGACAGGAUUUUAAACGUCACUGAACAGGCUUCCUGAGAUGAUAAGGGAACGCUGCAGACAGUGCAGAUGUGUGUUAGCAAUUAUUAAAUGUGAGAAUGCUAAAAAGAUAUUUCAACAUCUAAUCUGUUGUUAUGAGCAAUAUGACCUGGAACCCUCUCUGAAACGAUUAGCCUUGUCUUUGGAUGAGUGUUUGUCAAGUUUAUUUGGGGCUGUGUGUGUGAAAACCUGACACAUUUUUUCCUGUAGUUCUGUGUGUGUGUGAUUGGACAUUACAUCUGGCCUCUGACCCGUCCUGUACUUAAGAAAUUUCCAGAUUAAUUUCUGUGAUGCAGAAAGCUACUACUUUAGAUUUCAUUGGGGAUUUUUUCCCCCCACCUACUCGCCUUUAAUCACAUUAAUCAAUUAAAGGGAAAUAAUGUGCUUUGCUGUAUGGACGAAUUGAUGUCUGAUAAUAACAGAAAAUAAUGUUUACACUGUCUUUUGCACAGAAUAAACAAGAUUCAGAAUAAAUAA